UGGUUAAUCAACUAUCGAGUGUGCCUGUGCAAGUCUGCCUCGCCGCGUUCAGUCGCGCGGACGUGUUGUUUCGCGCCAAAAUGAUAGCUCCGUUCCGAUUUCACGCAUCGAGAGUUUAAACGAUCGCUUCAACUGUUAUUUUUUACUCUGAUCAAAAUCAACAGUUUUUAGUGAUGUGAGUGAUAAUAAGUGACUAGUGAUUGUAUCUGUUUUAAUUUUUAUUCAAAUACACAAUGCAAACAGUUAAUUUUUUUGAUUAUUUGUCAAGUGUGAACGAAAUUGCACUGUUGGGAAAAUGUUGACAGGAUUCCUAGUGUUGUGUGUGCUCCUUUUAAAUAUAUUCCCGUCAGGGUUGUGUUCUAGUCUACUAUGCGGGCGCACAGAGAAGUUGGAGCUUGGCAGCAACAGCGGCGCGGGGGCUGCGCUCGCGCUGGCUCUAGUGCGGCCUCCCUCUGCACCCCGAGCCCCUUGCCAGCUCAGUCUUACUGCCCCUGAGGCCGCGGCCUUCGCUGUCAGGCUUAUUGAUGUUAAGGAGUCACUAUCAGAAUGGGACCGAGGUAUUCUGACGGACCUCCAGGUGCCGCCAGUCGCCGGCGCACUCAACCGCAAGUGGAGUGCGCGGACAGCUGCUCACGCGCAGGACACGGCGACCGACCAAUCAGCGCCCGUUAACAACAGCACUGAUGCCUGCAAGCUGCUUAUUUACAUCGGAGACGCAAAAACACCGAUGUGGCGUCUAAACCUCUGCGGAGGAAAUGCAGCAGCCGUGGCGGCGAGAGCUGGAACCAAGCUGCUGCCUUCCAAGUUGAGGAUCGUGUGGAACCCCCCCACUUCGCCCUACCAGCACACGGAGAAGUUACGGCUGGUCGUUACUGCGAUUAAUAGUGGUUCAAUCUGUACCAACGACUCCCAAUUCGUUUGCGGAGUGACCAGUCUCUGCAUAUCCUCGUACCUCGUCUGCGAUGGAGUUCGUCACUGUCCUGGUGGAGAAGACGAAGACCCAGGUGCCUGCUCUCAUAGACACGAUCCUCCGUUACUGGAACUCCUGAGAAGGUUUGCUGCAAGGAACCAAGAGCUGCUUGGGUUGGACCAACCUGAUGGCAUGACGAAGCCUUCGGUUAUAAGCGAUUUGACCCUUUCAGUGAAGAUCAGCGAGUCGGAGAAGCCGUCGAAUGCCUUCAUGGAGUUCGCGGCAGCUCUGGAGCCGUACGGACCCUGGAGUUAUAUGGUAGUCGGCAUGCUGGUCUGCGCUACUAUACUCAUGUUCUGUUUGGCUUGGGAAUGCUGCUGCAAACGUUCAAAGCCAUCAGACACUCCAGUCACCAUCCCGCCAUCUUGCAUCGACCUGUCACCAACAGUCACAGUGACAGCUGCAUCCCAGCAACUGUUUACGUCCCCCCUGCCUCCCUCGCCGCCGGAGUACGAGCCUCCCCCGUCGUACUCCUCACUGUUCCCUCGCGCCUUCAAGUCUUCACCAACGCCGGUACCACACUGCUCUCAUCAGGAACCUCCGGAUUGAAGUGCUGGGUAACUGAUCUAGCUAGUUCGUAGGUAGAGUAUUGCAAUUCUUAGGGUUAAGUCUACAAGUGUUUGACACGGAUUUGUUUUGUUGAUUGCUUCUUGUGGUUGGUGUAAAUUUUGCUGUUCUCUUGUGUAGUCAUCUAAGAAGGAGCUAGUAACGCUCGCACGAGUCGAUCGAUCAUAAGGCUGAACAACGCCUGGCGCGUUGUGUCGCUUUAUAGAAUACAUGAGUAUUCAGCUGAUUCAGCUGCAAAUGGUUAGACUGAAAGCCGAACCCAACAUAGUUGGUUAGGCCGGUGAUGAUAGAGAUAGAGCAACGCAAGCUAAGGUGCAAACUAUUGUCCUUAGCGGCCAUUUUACUCUUAGUAUGGCGUGAUUUAUGGUACACACAGCUGCAGCAAAAUUAACAUUAAUCAGAAAAGGCCGUAAGUGAUGGAUGAUUGUAUGAAUUUAGGCAAACUAAACUAUCUCAUUAGAUUUGGCUUGCCUUGUAAGUUGGGCUUUUGUGGUUUACGGAUGACACAACUUUGCGUUAACACCGACUUGUAAAGUCACAACAUUAGGCUGAGCGAGAGGCAUUUUAGACUGUGACGCGUACUUUCCCGUAUUUCUUCUUUUAUGUUAAUUGCAUGAUUAACUUGUUGUGUAUCAGUUAACUAUUCUUAUUUAUUUUUUCCUAUAACUAUUUUACUUUUGUGUCGUAUAUGUGUCAUGUUAUCAUUCUCGUUCUUUAUCUUACUCAGUCAUUGCCUCUGACUAAAUUCACGUCCCUCUUUGGAUUUACCAUCAUCAUAAACUUAAACAAAAGAGUGCUGAGUUGUGUCAUGUAGGACUACACUAUGACGACCCCAAGUUAGAGUCUGACACCUAUUUUAAUAUCACCAUCUCUUUGCAAUCACUCUCUUUGGUUCGUCAUAGUAAGGCCCUAGUAACCUACUGAAGUCGAAUGAGUCGUGAUAAAUGACGUAACUUAAUAAAAUGUCUCGAUACGAUAUUUUUAUUAUAAGUAAUUAGGUAUUCACCUGUUUAAUUAAUACGACCGCUAUACUAGACGACCAAUGAAUCAUUACAUAUGGAAUUCAAGGAAAAAUUGACGCAUUUAGUAACGAACUGAUGACUAGACGGAACCUUUGUUUAGAAUGGCAAUUCCAAAUGUAAACAGCUCUUAGUGUUCCAGUAAUAAGGGUCAAUUUACUUUGAAUUUGUUACUACGGAGUUUCCAGGGAAAUUCUAGGUCUUAAGAUACCUAAAAUUCUUUUCAGUACCUAAUCUGUUUGAGGUCUUAAUGAAAGAAGAGCAAAUUAUAUUUAAACAUAUGAACGCCCAUAAGUAAAAAAAAAGAAGAUCCCGACAAACGGAGAACCUCCUCCCUUUUCGGAAGUCGGUUAUUAAAUACAUAUUGACCUUUCUAUAAUUUCUUUGAUCUGGUAUUACUGGAAUGCAAGAUUGUCAUAGUAAUUCUCUGAAUAGUUAUGGGUUUAAGACCAAUGAACAGACACUAUUGUAAGUUUUAUUAGUUAAUAUGAUAUUUCAAUUAUUAUUGUAAUUAAAAGUACAGACGGUAGCUAAUACAAAAGCCAUGUAGUGACAAGUACAAUAGGAUAACGGUUUUUUUAUUAUAUUUUUUUCAAGUUUUACACGUAGGUUUGAAAUUAAAUAAGUAUUAAAAGUUUUUGUGUUAUGGGACCAAAUACCUUCGUGAGAUUCACUCAAUAACAACUCUUCAGUUUAAGAUUUUAAAAAUAAAAAUAAGUAUGUGUGUCUGUAAAGUGCCUUAGUAUUUGUAUAGUCCCUGAUUAAAGUGUAAUAUAAGAUAAUAAUUAGAAUUAAAGUAUGUAACAUGACUAUUUGGUAAAGCUGAGCGAUAAACUGUUUACGUUUUGGCGCCCUGCGCAAUUUAUUAUCUGUGUUAUUAUAUUUUUUAUUUUUAUUUAAAUUCAGAAAAUGUCGUUAAAAAAUAUAAGGUAUCGUGUCUGUGCUCCGUAAAGUUUUGCUAGUCUUCUUAGUAUCUUUAUAACUUUCGAUUUGUUAUUAGUAUUUUACUUUAAUACUUGAUAUUAACCCGUAUUAUGUAUUAGUUUAUGAAACUGAAUUCCAUGCAUUGUAAAAAAUGAAAGUGAUAAUUUUGUAUUAUAGUAAAAUAUUAAUAUUUAAAAAUUAUAAAAAAGAUUUAUUUUA
Helicoverpa zea (corn earworm) is the source of this 3699-nucleotide messenger RNA. RefSeq lists its product as uncharacterized. Bases 296 to 1519 code for a protein of 407 amino acids. The transcript has 7 exons. Gene Ontology annotation, molecular function: protein binding. NCBI's taxonomy places the organism in Eukaryota, Metazoa, Arthropoda, Insecta, Lepidoptera, Noctuidae. The record is from RefSeq and is a predicted model, not a curated record.